CCACUUUAGGUAACCAGAGUGGAGCGGGAGCCCAUAACUGACGAAUUUAGGUAUCCUACGAUCCACUGGAUAACUUAUGGAUGGAUGAUCCUCCAUAAUUCAAUACUAGAAAGUUAUUAAAUUUCUUUCGAAUAAGCAUUCAAUACUUACUAUUUAUAGGAAGUUAUUAAAUGUAUUUCGAAUAAAUUAUAAUGGACUAUAUUUCUUUCAUUUUAAGUUGAAAUAAAAAAUGCACCAAAAAAUCAUAUUUUGGAACAAAAAAAACUAGUCCAAAUAUGAUACGAGCACGGAUCCGAUACCCGUAGUUAUAAAAGUCAUGCAGCCACAAUACUUUUAUGAUUUUCUGAACUAUUCUCAACAACACAAAAAAUUAAAGGAUAAAAGCGGAAUUGAAGUGCAAUCUCAUACCUGGGAGAAGGCUCUAUCGAUAUUAAGGUAGAAUCUCAACUACAAUCAAGAUGAAUGUUUGAUUGAUCCAGAGACAACAAGAGCCAAAAUUCACAACGUGAUUGGAGCCCACCAACAACGAGAGCCAAAAUUCACAAACCAAAAACUUGAUGAACUAGGGUAAAAUUUCAAUAAUAAUCAAAGUCUUCUAUCAAACUCUUGUUUGCAACCCUUUCAAUGGGCCUGGAAAAAUAAAACUAAUAAAAAAUACGAAAAGGAAAAGAAUAUUAAACACAAAAGGUAAGUUUAACUCUGUCUUCCAGUUCCACGGUCGUGGAAUUGAUGUCCUUGGUCGGGGAACUCUUCUGCCCAAAUCCCAUGUCUGUCCUUCUAUUCCACAGUCGUGGAAUUGACUCCCUGUCCGUAGAUUUUGACUAAUCACUAUACGAUCUUCAGACUGCUCGUUUAGUGCCUAGGAAGCUUCGAUCUUCUCAUCAAACGCCUUUACGAUUUUUAGCAAGACUUGUACUCUCACCUCCAACUCCUAGCUUCCCUCUAAUAGCACCCAAUAUGAACGAAUCAGCGUACAAAGUAGGUACCUUGAAGUUGUUUAUGCUCUUACCCAAACUCAUCACUUCCUUCUUCCUCGAUUUCAACACUACUUGGAAUGCUUGGUGACUCACUUCUACUGUCACUCCAGGAAUUGGCCAAGUGAAACCACUUCCUAAAGCGUAGUAUAGCGGGUUUGGGUUUAAUUAUCAACCUGGGUCCUAGAUUUGAUGACUACUCAGUGAAUUCUUGUUAUCUAGCAAUGAAACUUUAAUGCAAGUCUAAACUAACAAACUAACAAAGCAAGUAAACUGUUGUAUUCAGGUUAAGAGAGGUCACCCGGAUAUGGUUCCCCCUAGACUGCAGUUAAGCCGGAUUGUAAUUACCAAGUUCAGUUUCUAUGAUAGUUAUACUGCGGAAGGUUCUUAAACAGCCUGAAGUCUCGACUAAAGGUCUUCAGACCCUCUCAAUCUGAAUCUCUAGCGGGCGACUAACCUCCACCAGAGUAAACAGAUUGAGGCCUUAACAAACAAAACCUCCACUACCGGAGUAAAUCCGGUACAGAAUAGUGAGUUGGCUCCUCGACUAAAGUCACCAACUCCCUACCUUCAAUCAAGGAUGCUCUAUCAACCUAGGCAGAUAUUCUCAUUCUAGGUUAAAGCAGAAACAACAGGAAUUUGAUCAGGAUUCAAGUCAUUCAAUCAUUCAAACCUCAAUCGAAUAUAAUCAAAUCAUAGAAUCAGUACUUGGGUUCAUACAAUCAAAGCCUAACAUACAAAUCUAGGGUUCUCCAUACCCAGAUGAAUGGGAGAACUACUCCAUGGAGAAAGAAGCAAAAGCAGAAUCAGACGCGGAAUUCAUACUGUGAAGGAUGGAUUCCUGCUCCUGGACGUUGAUCGGCACUUCUCCAAGCUCAAACUGGCCUCCAAUGGUGUUGAAGAUCAAUCUAGGGCACUUGGAGACUCUUGUUCGUCGCUUUCCCUCUCUAGGAAUCGCUCUAUUUCUCUCAAAACUCGAAUCCCCUUCUCUUUGGCUGAAAAUCUGCUUAAAAGGGCAUCAGUGGCCAAAGCACGGUCGAGGGCACGGCCGUGCUUUGCCUCGGCCCGCCCGUGCUUUGGCUAGGGUUAAUUACACGGCCAUUGUGUUGGGAGAAACACGGCCGUGCUUUUGGGUGGACACGGCCGUGCUUUGGUGAAACACGGCCGUGUAAUUUCUCAGCCCUGCCCGUGUAAUCGGCUCAUGUUUGCCAAACUCGAAUUAGCUCUCGGAAGUAAAAGCACGGCCACAGAACACGGCCGUGUUCUGUUUUAGGUGUGCCCGUGUUUUGGCUCCAGCUCCACGAAAUGACUUCCGAAUGCUCCGAAACUCGUGCUUAGCCUUCCCUUUUACACCUGGGACCUGAAAUAUGACAAAAUAGCACAACCCGGCGUAAAAUAGGCCAAAAUACACGACUAUGCCUCUCAAACGGAUAAGAAUUAGGGGAGCAAAUACGUGCAAUUACAUCGUUAUCACUUGGAAAUUGACUUCCUUGAGGGCUGGCGAGCUUACAUCAAAAUAGAGACUUUUAGUAGCCGUCGGUACCAUGUGGUACUACUUGGUAUGUACAUAAGAUUAUAUCACGUGAUAUGGAAGUGUAUCAUGCUGGUAUGAACACACCAGAGUGUAAAAUGGUUGGAUACAUGAUAGUGAAAAUAUAUUAACUGUCAUUUACCACCUUUCAUCAAUGUAUACCAGAAGAUACCAUCAUGUACCAAGGUGGUAUAGGGUAGUAAUUUUUGACCUGAAAAUUUUGUCCCUGGAAAUUUGUAGAUCUAAUAGAUUAUGACAAAAUAGUUCCUUUUGGAAAACUUAUCAAAUUUUCCAAUUAAAAACGAAGGUGGUAUCAGGAUGGUAAACGAGUGGUGUGGGUGGUAUGAAAAAAAUUUCCUCGAAAUACAUUGAAGAGAUAUAUCAUUUUAUAGAUUCACAAUAAAAUUGUUCCAUCUGUGUAAUUUUUUUUUUAAUUCCAAUUUAGAACGAAUAAGAUAAAAUAACUUGUAGGUAAAAAUAACUUACCUUACAAAAAAUUUGUGUAAGACAGAUUGAUGAGAUUAUCAUUGAAAGAAUUAUGUUUAAUUGAUGAUUUGUUAAAAUAAGAUUAAUUAUUGAUAUUAUACAACUUUUAACAUGCCAUUUCAAACAAAAGGCUGCUCACGAGCAAGGUUGUCAACCCAGUUUAGCUCCUAGGUCAUUUCAAGUAAGUGGAACGAGGGUUAAUGGUCUAAUCGCUUAAAUUCUGUUUAGCCCAAAUAUAUGAAAAAGUCAUUAUAUUAAUCAUACAUAUUUAAGUUAUAUAAAAUCUCUAUCUAACAUAUGAUAAUAACAUAUAACAAUACACUAACAUAAUAGGCGAAUAGGAAAACCAGAAAAGAGAUGCAAUUCACAAAUCAAAAGGAAAAAUGAUGUCAUGUGACCUCCCAUCAGAAAAUCUUUAUUGUGGGUCUUCAAAUUUUUCGGAUUUUGACUGGGUUAAGGCAAGUUUGACUAUUUCGACGAUUCUUUAAACAGGUGUGUGAUGCCCGUUUUCUUCACUAAAUUCGGGUCAACUGGUGGAUAUGUCAAGAACCAGUUAGUUCUAAUAACUCGAGUUGUUGGGAGAGGUUCAAUAAUGGAUCUUAUACCACUCACUAACACACCAGUCAACUCAUAAGGGCUUUCGUUUACACAUGUCAUGAACACGAUAAUACAUGUGCUUCACAAAUGGGGUCACAGCCGGGAUUCGAACACAAGAACUCAUAAGGGCUUUCGUUUACACAUGUCCUGAACAUGAUAAUACAUGUGCUUCACAAAUGGGGUCACCGUCGGGAUUCGAACACGAGACCUCCUUACCACAACAGGCUCUGAUACCAUAUCAAGAACCAAUUAUUUUCAAUAACUCUAAUUGUUAGGAAAAAUUCAAUAAUAAAUCUUAUACCACUCACUGACAGGAUCAACCCACUGAUCGACAACUUGCUCGCGAACUGAAUUAGACUUUAUUGUCUACUAUAAUAGAUCUUAUACCAUAUC
Molecule: messenger RNA, 3981 nt
Organism: Linum trigynum
Lineage: Eukaryota; Viridiplantae; Streptophyta; Magnoliopsida; Malpighiales; Linaceae
Source: the annotation of a GenBank genome assembly